Molecule: messenger RNA, 5460 nt
Organism: Budorcas taxicolor (takin)
Lineage: Eukaryota; Metazoa; Chordata; Mammalia; Artiodactyla; Bovidae
Gene: GANC
Product: glucosidase alpha, neutral C
Exons: 25
Coding region: 399-3146 (915 amino acids)
Biological process (GO): N-glycan processing; carbohydrate metabolic process
Molecular function (GO): carbohydrate binding; alpha-1,4-glucosidase activity
Source: RefSeq, a predicted model, not a curated record
GUUUGGGAACCAGGGAAGAACCCAGUGCGGCGUUUGGCUUUCUCCUCCUUCCUUUCGCCCCAGUCCUCGUCCCUUCUGAGUCGAAAUCAGACGCUGGGGCCAGAAGUCUGGGAAAGCCGGCUCUUUGAGUACACGCCUCCUCCGCUGCAAAAACCUUUUUCGGUUCCUAAGGAAGGGAGCUCGUCAUCAACCUCUCAAAACCAAGAAGAAAAUUGCCAAAUAAAUCUGUGUAGAAACGCUAGCUGGAGUCUAGAAAUCCCAGGAGAAAGUGACGAUUUGUCACUCCUUAAGGAGCUGCAAGUCCCAGAAACUUGGUGGUGAGGCGCUGGUUAUUUAGAAAGACUGACAGUCUAAAAGACCGCCUGAAACCUGAGACCCUGUGAAGUGACUGGGAAGCCAUGGAAUCAGCUGAGAAAGAGGAAAUCAGUGUUGAAGAUGAAGCUGUGGAUGAAAACAUUUUCAAAGACUGCAGCAAGAUUGCUUUCUACAGGCGUCAGAAACAGCUGCUCUCCAAGAAGUCUACCUAUCGGGCAUUAUUGGAGUCAGUCACAACAGGCAAAGACAGUGCCAGGUUUCAAAUCAUCAAUGAACCAGCAAAGGUUCCACUCCUGGCUGAAGUUUUUGGCAUAGAGGGAAAUAUUUUCAGACUUAAAAUCAAUGAAGAAAUACCCUUGAAACCCAGGUAUGAAGUUACUGAUGUCCUCACAAGCAAGCUAACCACUGUAAGGCUGACUUCUUGCCCAGGGGAUACAGGCAGUCUGGUGCUGGCAAGUGGGAAAGGAGAUCUGAAGUGUCACAUCACAGCAAACCCAUUCAAGGUCGACUUGGUAUCUGAAGAAGAGGUUGUAAUGAGCAUAAACUCCCUGGGCCAAUUGUACUUUGAGCAGCUGCAGAUUCCUCCCAAGCAAAGCAGAGCUACCAAGAAAAAUGAGGAGGAUGCAUCCGUUGACACCACUCAGGAAAAUCAAGAGGAACUGGGCCUGUGGGAGGAGAAAUUUGAAAAUUUUGUGGAUGUCAAAGUUAAUGGUCCUGCCUCCAUUGGUUUGGAUUUCUCUUUGCAUGGUUUUGAGCAUCUCUAUGGAAUCCCGCAACAUGCUGAAUCACACCAACUUAAAAACACAAGUGAUGGUGAUGCUUACCGUCUUUAUAACCUAGAUGUCUAUGGCUAUAAAAUACAUGACAAAAUGGGCAUUUAUGGUUCAGUGCCUUAUCUCCUGGCCCACAAACUGGGCAGAACUCUAGGCAUUUUUUGGCUAAAUGCCUCAGAAACACUAGUGGAGAUCAAAACAGAACCUGCUGUAAAGUACACACUGACCCAGAUGGGCCCAGUUGCUGCUAAACAAAAGGUCGGGUCUCGAACUGAUGUGCACUGGAUGUCAGAGAGUGGAAUCAUUGAUGUUUUUCUGUUGACAGGACCUACUCCUUAUGACGUCUUCAAGCAGUAUUCAUACCUUACAGGCACACAAGCCAUGCCCCCUCUCUUUGCUCUGGGGUACCAUCAAUGCCGCUGGAACUAUGAAGAUGAGCAGGAUGUAAAGGCAGUGGAUGCAGGAUUUGAUGAACAUAACAUUCCUUAUGAUGUCAUGUGGCUGGACAUAGAGCACACAGAGGGCAAGAGGUACUUCACCUGGGACAAGAAAAGAUUCCCAAACCCCAAAAGGAUGCAAGAUCUGCUCAGGAGCAAAAAACGUAAGCUUGUGGUCAUUAGUGACCCCCACAUCAAGGUUGACCCUAACUACUCAGUGUAUGCUAAGGCCAAAGAACAGGGCUUUUUUGUGAGGAAUCAUGACGGAGGAGACUUUGAAGGUGUAUGCUGGCCUGGUCUCUCCUCUUACCUGGACUUCACCAACCCCAAAGUCAGAGAGUGGUAUUCUAGUCUCUUCGCUUUCUCUGUUUAUCAGGGAUCUACUGACAUCCUCUACGUAUGGAACGACAUGAAUGAGCCCUCUGUCUUUAAAGGCCCGGAGCAAACCAUGCAGAAGAAUGCCAUUCAUCACGGCAACUGGGAGCACCGGGAACUUCACAACAUCUAUGGCUUUUAUCAGCAAAUGGCCACUACAGAAGGACUGAUCCAGCGAUCUAAAGGAAAGGAGAGACCCUUUGUUCUUACACGUUCAUUCUUUGCUGGAUCACAGAAAUAUGGUGCUGUGUGGACAGGUGACAACACAGCAGAGUGGAGUUACCUGAAAAUUUCUAUCCCUAUGUUACUUACCCUCAGCGUGACUGGGAUCUCCUUUUGUGGAGCGGAUGUAGGUGGCUUCAUCGGGGAUCCAGAGGCAGAGCUGCUAGUGCGGUGGUACCAGGCAGGAGCCUACCAGCCCUUCCUCCGUGGCCAUGCCACCAGGAACACCAAGCGACGGGAACCCUGGCUCUUUGGGGAGGAGCACACCCGGCUCAUCCGAGAAGCCAUCAGAGAGCGCUACACCCUCCUGCCCUACUGGUAUUCUCUGUUCUACUCUGCACACGUGGCUUCUCAACCUGUCAUGAGGCCUCUGUGGGUAGAGUUCCCUAAUGAAUUAGAGACUUUUAGUGUGGAAGAUGAAUACAUGCUGGGAAGUGCUUUAUUGGUUCAUCCAGUCACAGAACCAAAAGCUUCUGUGGUUGAUGUGUUUCUGCCAGGGUCAAGUGAGAUUUGGUACGACUCUAAGACAUUUGCUCACUGGAAAGGAGCGUGUACAGUAAAAAUCCCAGUAACCCUGGACGCUAUACCAGUGUUUCAACGUGGUGGAAGUGUGGUACCAAUAAAGACCACUAUAGGGAGAUCCACAGGCUUCAUGACUGAUUCCCCAUAUGGACUCCGAGUGGCUCUAAGCACUAAGGGUUCUGCCAUGGGUGAAUUCUAUCUCGAUGAUGGGCAUUCUUUCCAAUACCUCCACCGGAAGCAAUUCUUGCACAGGAAGUUUUCAUUUUCCUCAGGUGUUUUGACCAACAGUUGUGCUGACGAGACCGGUCAUUAUCCCAGCAAGUGUGUGGUGGAGCAGAUCUUGGUCCUAGGCCUCAAGAAGCAGCCAUCUUCUGUGACUGCCCACUUAGCUGAUGGCACCGCUCAGCCUGUGGCUUUUACAUACCAUGCCACAACAUCCACCCUGAACCUGGAGACGCUCUCGCUGAACGUUGGUGCUUACUGGAAGGUGCACAUCCAGUGACAGAGCAGUGCGCCCGGUGGCAAGAGCCAGGAGCAGCUGUGCCUCUCUGCCCUCCCUGGGGCCUUUUGUGCGAUUCGUGCCUCGUGCUAAUUGACUUCUCUGGCUUAAAGUCAUCUUUCAUUAGUCACAGUUUAUUAGUGAACAGUAGAUUUCAGAUUUUUCAGAUGUUACAUUCUGAGAUGUGCUGGGAAUCAUACUCUUAGUGUCACACACCACUUCUAGAUGCAAGUGGCCCAGAGACAUUUAUAGCAUUCACAGCCCUCGCGUUGCUCCUUGGGCCAUGGCCUGGGGUUUGUGCUGUGGCCCAGUGGGGAGCUUCUCUUUGAGCACAUCUGGGUGAGUUUGUUUCAAGUGACAAAGUGUUUGUGUGGCCCAUUUGUGGAAGCUUGUCUCAGUCCAUGUGGCCGAGCCACUCCAGCUCCAGCAGCUGAGCUGCUCAAGGUCUCUCUCGAAGUGGACAGUGGCCUCUGGUAACCGCCCCCCCCGCCCAGACCUCUUUUACCCACUUAGACAUGGGCAGGGCAACCCUUUUCUACUUGCACUAUAUGUACUGCAGCAACAGGGAGUUACUCUGCCUUACAGACUGAAAAGCUGGCUUAAAACUCAAUGUUCAGAAAACUAAGAUCAUGGCAUCUGGUCCCAUCAUUUCAUGGCAAAUAGAUGGGAAAACAAUGGAAAUGGUCAUAGACUUUAUUUUCUUGGGCUCCAAAAUCACUGCAGAUGGUGACUGCAGCCAUGCAAUUAAAAGAUGCUUGUUUCUUGAAAGAAAAGUUAUGACCAACCUAGACAGCAUAUUAAAAAGUAGAGACAUUACUUUGUCAACAACGGUCUAUCUAGUCAAAGCUAUGGUUUUUCCAGUAGUCAUGUAUGGAUGACUUGGAUCACAAAUGGGGAGAGUUGGACCACAAAGAAAGCUGAGCGCUGAAGAAUUGAUGCUUCUGAACUAUGCUGUUGAAGAAAACUCUCGAGAGUCCCUUGGACUGCAAGAAGAUCAAACCAGUCAAUCCUAAAGGAAAUCAGUCCUGAAUAUCCAUUGGAAGGACUGAUGCUGAAGCUCCAAUACUUUGGCCACCUAAUGCCAAGAACUGAUUCACUGAAAAAGACCCUGAUGCUGGGAAAGAUUGAAGGCAGGAGGAGAAGGGGACAUCAGAGGAUGAGAUGGUUGGAUGGUAUCACCGACUUGGUGGACAUGAGUUUGAACAAGCUCCAGGAAUUGGCGAUGGACAGGGAAGCCUGGCGUGCUGCAGUCCAUGGGGUCGCAAAGAGUCAGACACGACUGAGUAACUGAACUAAAGUGAGAGACUGAAUCAAGAACACAAAGGGAUCCUUUUACUUGUCAUGUUUUUGGGGUCUCCAAAGUUCCAAAUUAAUUGCUUAAAAUUCUAAUCUGUUAAUAUUGGUUUUAUUAAAUUCUAUCUACUACCCAAAGAUUAUUUGUAACAUGAGUAAACUAUUAUUUAAUUUAAUAACAUAAAUACCCACCAUCAAACUUCAGAACAAGAACAUAGGACUAGACUGAGGGUGAGGUAAGUGAGACACUUGCCUGGGACAGAAAAUAUACGGGGAUGCCCAAAUUCACAGUAAUCAAAAUAAAUAAUACUUUAAUGUAAUAUUUUAAAAAUCAACACUAAAAGAAAAAGAUCCAUGAUGAACAAAUAUCACAAUUUUAAAUAAGGGUAGGAUCAAUAUACCACAUUUUACAUUUGACUCAGAUCCCAGCACAGCUUGGCAUGGGCUGGAGCACUAUACCACAACAGCCCCUUGGGAGGUCCCCAGGGACUCCCUGCGGCCACAGCAUCUGCUAGGGCAGCCUCGUAUCCUCAGCCCUCCUCAACAUACACACUUGCUUAUCAGGCAUCCUCCAGUUAGUAACUUGCCAACCGCCACCCCAGUGCCUUCUGUUCCCUGGACCCAAUAUCUACUGCCUGCCCUCUGUGUAUGCAGAUCCUACCAUCUGUCCAGGCACAACUGAAAUUCCCAUUUCCCCAUGGAGCCUUUCUAACUCCCUACCACCCACAACUCCCCUUUACCACAGCAGUGAUUUUACCCUUCUCUGACAGGCAGCCCCACUUCUACAUAACAUGCAGUCGGAUGAACAUUCUCUUGGAUGGCCCCUCAGUGUUUCAGGUUCGUCUGUCUUGUUCCCCUAUUAGAUGGCAUGUUCUCCAAGAUCAUGUUAUAUUUCUCUCAUAUCUGCCAGAGCACCAUUAUACUUGACUUUUAGUAAUGAUUGGCUGACUGAUGGAUUGAUUAAAAAUUGAGAAUUGAAUAUACUUGUUUCUGCUUGACUUUUAUGACAUAGGACUCUUCCCUC